UUCUGCGUCUGCGCACUGGCGAGCUGACGACACGUUGGGGAGGAAGCAGCAUGGCGGACGACAAGGAGGAGAGCGUGGAAAUAAACGCCGGUGAAACACAUGACGGUUCGUGUAGCGACAGUGACACCGGCGAUGUUCACACCGAAGAAAAGGAGGAAACACCGAAGACUUUCAAGGAACUGGGAGUCACCGAGGUUCUGUGUGAGGCAUGUGAUCAGCUGGGAUGGAAGAGUCCUACAAAGAUCCAGAUAGAGUCCAUACCGGUCGCUCUGCAAGGCAGGGAUGUCAUCGGCCUGGCAGAGACCGGUUCUGGUAAGACCGGCGCCUUCGCUCUGCCCAUCCUCCAGUCACUGCUGGCCUCACCGCAGCGGCUCCACACGCUCGUCCUCACUCCGACCAGGGAGUUGGCGUUUCAGAUCUCUGAGCAGUUUGAGGCUCUGGGCUCCAGCAUCGGUGUCAAAUGUGCUGUCAUCGUUGGAGGGAUCGACAUGAUGUCUCAGUCUUUGGUCUUGGCCAAGAAACCACACAUUGUCAUUGCCACGCCUGGUCGGUUGAUAGACCAUCUGGAAAACACCAAAGGUUUCACCAUGCGAGCGCUCAAGUUUCUGGUCAUGGAUGAAGCAGAUAGGAUCCUGAAUAUGGACUUUGAGACAGAGGUGGACAAAAUUUUAAAAGUGAUUCCUCGAGAACGACGCACCUUCUUGUUCUCUGCCACCAUGACCAAAAAGGUCCAGAAACUACAGAGAGCAGCUCUGAAAGACCCAGUCAAGUGUGCAGUGUCCACCAAAUACACAACAGUGGAAAAACUACAGCAGUACUACGUCUUCAUACCUUCAAAGUACAAGGACUGUUACCUGGUGUCCAUUCUGAACGAGUUGGCGGGAAACUCCUUCAUCAUUUUCUGCGGCACCUGUAAUAACGCCCAGCGGGUGGCGCUGUUGUUGAGGAACCUCGGAAUCACUGCUAUCCCGCUACAUGGACAGAUGAGUCAGAAUAAACGCCUGGGAGCGUUGAACAAGUUCAAGUCCAAGUCUCGAUCAGUUCUCCUGGCGACUGAUGUGGCGUCCAGAGGUCUGGACAUUCCACACGUGGACUGCGUCAUAAACUACGACAUCCCCACUCACUCCAAGGACUACAUUCACAGAGUUGGUCGUACGGCCAGAGCAGGGCGUUCUGGGAAAUCCAUCACCUUUGUAACUCAAUACGAUGUGGAGCUUUUCCAGAGAAUUGAAACUCUCAUUGGUAAAAAGCUCCCGGCCUUCCCCACCCACGAGGAGGAAGUGAUGAUGCUGGUGGAGAGGGUGAGCGAGGCCCAGAGGUUUGCCAGACUGGUGAGAGAGAAACACGGAGAAAAAAGGAAAAGACCCAAAGGAAGGGAUGCGGAUGACGACGACACAGAACAGGCGAGCGGAGUGAGGAAGAAAGUGAGAGGUGGAGAUGGAGGAGGAGGAAGAAGUGAAGGAGGAGGAAGAGGUGGAGGAGGAGGAAGAAGAGGUGGAGGAAGAGGUGGAGGUGGAGGAAAGAAGAUGAACAUGGGUGGAAAAGCCUGGAGGGGUGGGCGCUGACGCCUCCCACAUCAAUAAGACUGUGCUUAACCACAACAUGAAUACUUUCCAGAGUUUGUUGUAAGAGGAGAUCAGGACAACAACGUGACUUUUCCAACAUUUGGUAUGAAAGCAAAUGGUUAUUUAAUUACAGCAAACAUGUUUUUCCUCCCUCUAUUUCCUUCCCUCUGGGAUUUUUUUUCUCUCUCUCGUUUGUAAUAAAAUGUCUCUGUAAAACCAAGA
Molecule: messenger RNA, 1787 nt
Organism: Cynoglossus semilaevis (tongue sole)
Lineage: Eukaryota; Metazoa; Chordata; Actinopteri; Pleuronectiformes; Cynoglossidae
Gene: ddx47
Product: DEAD (Asp-Glu-Ala-Asp) box polypeptide 47
Exons: 12
Coding region: 51-1565 (504 amino acids)
Cellular component (GO): cytosol
Molecular function (GO): RNA helicase activity; nucleic acid binding; ATP binding
Source: RefSeq, a predicted model, not a curated record